Molecule: messenger RNA, 3606 nt
Organism: Peromyscus leucopus (white-footed mouse)
Lineage: Eukaryota; Metazoa; Chordata; Mammalia; Rodentia; Cricetidae
Gene: Slc27a3
Product: solute carrier family 27 member 3
Exons: 11
Coding region: 1467-3479 (670 amino acids)
Cellular component (GO): mitochondrion; endoplasmic reticulum
Molecular function (GO): long-chain fatty acid-CoA ligase activity; long-chain fatty acid transmembrane transporter activity
Source: RefSeq, a predicted model, not a curated record
ACACACAAUGUCUACAGGAGGGGUUGGCUACCCUUCCCGCUAAAAGUGUGAGUCAGGCAUCUGACCUUUUCCUCCACUCAGAAGCUGAUGUUGGCACCGUGUCCCCGCCGGCUGGCCUUGCCCAUUGCCUCUCAGGAACUCCAUCUUUCAGAGGGCGCCGGGGGAGACAGCUCAGUAGAUCCAGCACUUGCCACACAAGUGUGAGGACCAGAGUUCUGACUCCUGAACCCAUGUAAAUGAUAUGUGGAUGUGGUGGCCUGCCUGUGAUCCCAGUGCUCAGAAGGCGGGAAGGUGGCUAGCUCGUUAGCUAGCUCGUUACUAAUAUUGGUGGGCUCAGGGCUCGGUAGAGGACCCACCUCAUUGAGUGAGAUGGAGGAUCUUGACCUCCACUCUGGGCCUUCCCACCUGUGAAUACACAUGCGCACAGUUCCAGAUGGUUCAAAAGCUGCUAUUUGUCCUCUGCUUUAUUAAGCAUGCUUUGUAAGGGGUUGGCAGGAAAGGAUGCUCAACGUUGAGUUUUGAAGGAGAGAGGAUGCAGUUCUAAUACCAGAGAUAGGAGACCCUCCUAGUCUGGCUGCAGCAGAGAAGCAGCCAGGCUUUGCUUUUAGUUCCCUUAACAUUCGACGGCUUGCUGAGGAGAGGCGUGAAGACGGUGCAUAUACUUCCUUGAUUCGGCCCAGACAUCUGACUCUUCAGAGAAUCCAUGCUCCUUGAAAGCCACUCCUUUUAAAAAUCUAAACCACCAGAGGCCUCUCUUUCUUCCUCUUCCCAUCCCCAGUUUCCACGCACCUAUUAAAACCAGGAUGGGAAGCAUUUGCUGGCUGGUCCCAAUUAUUGUAUCCGCCUAAAAUGAAGGGCCUCCCUCCAAAAAUCUGGCAGUCUGGCCUCCACCUUUCCCCUACUUAACUCUCAGGACCCCACCCAUUCCCUGGGGUUGCUACUGCUGCUGCUACCUGGAGGCCGCACAUGGAUCUGGCUGUCCUGCCCGGACUUGCAGAACCGAACGGGCCAGGGGCCAAAUUCUUCAGUCUCCUUGGAAAGAGAGCAAUCGUACCAUCCCAUCACGGGUGAUAAAGAACCACCAAAGGAAAGAAUGACAGAUGCGCCCUGGCUCCUGGACCAGGACUCCUUCAGCCAGCCAAUAGCUUAGCUGGCCCUGAAAAUGCACCUCUGUAGGGAUGAGGGUAGGCACCUCUUCAGACUCUGCGGGCUGCUGGCCACCAGCAGUCAAAUUCCAAAGCGUGUGCGCCUAGGGCGGGGCCUGGUCUGUGGGGAGGACCGGGCCGCCCCCCACUCCUGGCUCCCGCGCCACACCGCAGAGGCUGGGUGGGAAGGGCGGGUGCCAGCGCACGCGCGCCACGAUCCCAGGGACUAGUGUUCCCGGAGCCUGACCAAGAUCAGUGUUUCAGGAGGGACCACCCGGAGUGUAUGCGAGCGGCCAGGGCGGACCAGAGGAAGAGGGCACCAUGGCGGCCCUCUUGCUACUGCUGCCCCUACUCUUGCUGCUGCCUCUGCUGCUGCUGCUGAAGCUGGACCUCUGGCCUCAGCUGCGCUGGCUGCUGGCCGACCUGGCCUUCACAGUGCGCGCCCUCCGCUGCAAAAAGGCCCUUCGAGAUCGCGCGCUGGCCGCAGCGGCCGCAGACCCGGAGAGCCCGGAGGGCGGCUGCAGCCUGGCCUGGCGCCUCGCGCACCUGGCCCGGGAGCGUCCGGCACACACCUUCCUCAUUCACGGAGCACGGCGCUUCAGCUACGCGGACGCAGAGCGCGAGAGCAACCGGGCUGCUCGCGCCUUCUUGCACGCACGCGGCUGGGCCGGCGGCGGCGGCGGCUCGGGCACCAGCAGCACCGAGGAAGGCGCACGCGCGGCGCCUGCCGCCCGAGACUCCGCGGCGGGAGGAGAGACGACCGCACCCCCUCUGGCACCCGGGGCGACUGUGGCGCUGCUCCUCCCCGCGGGCCCGGAAUUCCUGUGGCUUUGGUUCGGACUGGCCAAAGCCGGCCUGCGCACGGCCUUCGUGCCCAGCGCCCUACGCCGAGGGCCCCUGCUGCACUGCCUCCGCAGCUGCGAGGCCAGCGCGAUGGUCCUGGCUCCAGAGUUCCUGGAGUCCUUGGAGCCGGACCUGCCGGCCCUGAGAGCCAUGGGGCUCCACCUGUGGGCGACAGGCCCUGCAACUCAUCUUGCUGGAAUCAGCAAUUUGAUGUCCGAGGCAGCAGCCCAAGUGGAUGAGCCAGUGCCUGGGUACCUCUCGGCCCCCCAGAGCAUAAUGGACACCUGCCUGUACAUCUUCACCUCUGGCACUACUGGCCUGCCCAAGGCUGCUCGCAUCAGUCACCUGAAGGUCCUGCAGUGCCAGGGGUUCUACCAGCUGUGUGGCGUCCACCAGAAGGAUGUGAUCUACCUGGCGCUCCCACUGUACCACAUGUCUGGCUCCCUGCUGGGCAUUGCGGGCUGCUUGGGCAUUGGGGCCACGGUGGUGCUGAAGGCCAGGUUCUCAGCUAGCCAGUUCUGGGAAGAUUGCCAGAAGCACGGCGUGACAGUGUUCCAGUACAUUGGAGAGCUAUGCCGAUACCUCGUCAACCAGCCCCCGAGCCAGGCAGAGCGUGGCCACAAGGUCCGGCUGGCGGUGGGCAGCGGGCUGCGCCCCGACACCUGGGAGCGUUUCGUGCGGCGCUUUGGACCUCUGCAGAUACUCGAGACCUACGGGAUGACCGAGGGCAACGUGGCUACUUUCAACUACACGGGCCAGCCGGGGGCGGUGGGGCGCGCUUCCUGGCUUUACAAGCACGUCUUCCCCUUCUCCUUGAUUCGGUAUGAUGUCAUGACAGGGGAGCCCAUUCGGAAUGCCCAGGGGCAUUGUGUGGCCACAUCUCCAGGCGAGCCAGGGCUCCUGGUGGCCCCUGUGAGCCAACAGUCCCCUUUUCUGGGCUAUGCCGGGGCUCCAGAACUGGCCGAGGGGAAGCUGCUGAAGGAUGUCUUCUGUCCUGGGGACGUUUUCUUCAACACCGGGGACCUCUUGGUCUGUGAUAAGCAAGACUUUCUUCACUUCCAUGAUCGCACCGGAGACACCUUCAGGUGGAAGGGGGAGAAUGUGGCCACAACUGAGGUGGCCGAGGUCCUCGAGGCCCUGGACUUCCUUCAGGAGGUGAACAUCUAUGGAGUCACUGUGCCAGGGCACGAAGGCCGGGCUGGCAUGGCAGCCUUGGCCCUGCGGCCUCCACAGGCUUUGGACCUUGUGCAGCUCUACGCCCAUGUGUCUGAGAACUUGCCACCUUAUGCCCGACCUCGAUUCCUCAGGCUCCAGGAGUCUUUGGCCACUACCGAGACCUUCAAACAGCAGAAGGUUAGGAUGGCGAAUGAGGGCUUUGACCCCAGUGCGCUUUCUGACCCUCUCUAUGUUCUGGACCAGGAUGCGGGUGCCUACCUGCCCCUCACACCUGCCCGGUACAGUGCCCUCCUGUCUGGAGACCUUAGAAUCUGAGACCUUCCACCGAAGGGAGGGGCUCUGGGGGUACAGGCCACCAUGGCAGUACCAGGGGUUUCCGGGUAUCUUUUGUAUAUGGAGUCUUUAUUAUUUUGUAAUAAACAGCUGGAGCUUAUCUGGCUCA